Messenger RNA from Aplysia californica (California sea hare), 2041 nucleotides. RefSeq lists its product as uncharacterized. Bases 779 to 1258 code for a protein of 159 amino acids. NCBI's taxonomy places the organism in Eukaryota, Metazoa, Mollusca, Gastropoda, Aplysiida, Aplysiidae. The transcript has 3 exons. The record is from RefSeq and is a predicted model, not a curated record.
AGCUUCGAUGUGACAAGCAUGAGACCAGGAGUUUUAUUCCUGAUGUUGGAGGAUUUUUAUCGAGAACUCCGUCUUUCUACCUGGAUGUUGUAUCUUUCUAAUUCUGAGCCCGGAUUGGCUAUAUUGUGUAGAUGGGGACGUACACAUAUUAUACAUUUAAAAAAGAUGGAUGAUUAAAGGUUUUGAUAAGAACAUUUACCGUAAUAGAGGCUGCAACUUACCACAUCAUGGCAGAUUUUGUAUUCUACAUUUUAUCACAAACAUAAUGUUACAUGAUUGCCUAUAAUGUUACUAUUUUUCAAGUUUCUUGUAACGCUACUUUUGUACUAAAAAUACCAGUAUAUUGUUUGGUUUUGUUUCGUGUAUUAAAAAUCUUAAUUAUUUAGCGAAUUUACUUUUCAGUUUUGUCAAGUUAUAGAGCUGCCUUCGGCAGGCCUAGGCGCUGACUUUUUCCAACUAUCUCAAAACACAGUGGCGUCGGUAGCCUAGCUAGUGGUGAGGCUACCAGACCCGUCAUCGUGAGAUUGCGGGGUUCAGGAAUUUGAGUCUCAUUUCGGACUUUCGACGUUGUCCAUGAGAAAGGCACUUUACGUAAAUUUCCUAUUUAAUUUGGAUUUAUAUAUUUGGAAAUAAACGUUUAAUUUCGAGGUCCCGCUUCUUAAAUAACCUAAAAGUGUUGAUAGGGGUGUUACACUCAUAUAUAUUACCAGUACUUCAUUUUCAAAACAACAAUGAUUUAGGCAGUUUUUUAUUACUGUGACAUCCGGCAGUCAACAUUAUGCUGAAGUUUCUACAGUGGCUACUAUACAGCUCAAAAUGCCCGCUGUUUGUGCCAGGAUAUUUCGGCUCGAAUCCCAGCUCGGCCAAUAGAUGGAGAACUUUGUUCUGGGCCGUGGCGUCCUGCUUGGUGUGGCUUCAAUUAGAAGUCACGUGGUUCAACUUCUUUGCAGUCUCUCUCCUUCCAGUUCUUUUGGCUGCCAUCUUCAUGGUGGUAACGAAUCAACUGCACGUGUCAAGAAGUGACGUCGGCAGUUUGUUGACCCUGGCUGCUUGUCUCGGCUUUGUGAACGGUCUUGUGGUACUGACGUCAUUUCCUCUUUACAUGAGAUACGAGUACCUGGCCAAGAAAAUCGUUUGGCGUGAGGCUCACCUGUUCCAGCGAUGGUGCCCGAACACCUACGUCACAGUGUCCACCGUGUGCCUAAUUACUCUGCUGGUCAAGGGACUUCGGGUCAGUUGUUGGAGGGCUCACUACUAGCUCAAUGGCAUCAUGCUGGACUACGGAGCGGAUGACUGUCGUUCAAAGUCGAUACGAAAUAUUUUUAACUUAGAUGGGUUUUAAAAAAAAUUAUUGUCCGUAAUGUUUUUAGAAAAUGCUUUUGUUGCCGUGGGAAGGGGGAGGGGGGAGGGGGUUGAGACUCUUCGCCUGUUUGACUUGAUCCUUUCGUAGAUGAACGUUUUUUUAAAAAAUUCUUUUUUUUUUUUUGGUAAUGAAACAGACGUUUGAUCUAUACCAGGACAGCGAGAAUCAAUGGGUUCUGUUUUGAAGUAAAUGAAUUGUUUUUUAUAAAUAAAGUAGAAAGGAAAACAUUAUUCUUUUCAAUUGCACUAAUUAUAAUUAGAUUCUUCUUCAACAAUUUAACCAAAGCAAAGCAAUUGUGCAAAUAUUGCCAUUCGAUUUUUUUAAAAAUCUAACCUACCCUUGUUUUAUCCCUAAUUAUUAGAUCUAUUGCUUGAGGAUUCAAUAGUGCGUUUAUUGUUCAGUGAACUCAUGCUGCUUACUGUGACACGAUGGCGAUUUUUGUUAACUUAAAUAAAGUAAGAAAAACAAUAAAAGUAAAACAAAAAUUUGUUCUGUGUACAUGUCUUUGAUUGUUUAGCCCUGAGUAAAAGGUGUUUAGAGGACCCUUGCUCCUGGAAGACCUUACUUUUCUUUCGCUCUGUUUUGUUUCCCUCUUUCCUACAAUAAAUUCGCUUUUUAGUUUUUAUAUUUUGUUUUUGAUCAUGUUUCUUUUAACUCAACCAAAUUAUACUCAAAUUA